Molecule: messenger RNA, 1130 nt
Organism: Kickxella alabastrina
Lineage: Eukaryota; Fungi; Kickxellomycota; Kickxellomycetes; Kickxellales; Kickxellaceae
Product: autophagy protein Apg17-domain-containing protein
Exons: 3
Coding region: 362-1090 (242 amino acids)
Biological process (GO): autophagy of peroxisome; autophagosome assembly; autophagy of mitochondrion
Cellular component (GO): Atg1/ULK1 kinase complex; phagophore assembly site
Molecular function (GO): protein kinase activator activity; molecular adaptor activity
Source: RefSeq, a predicted model, not a curated record
GCUCGAGAGCAACCUACAGCAGCACCUAUCGGACAUGGAAACCACAGUUAAAGCUAGGUGGCAGGAGGCCCAGGACGUGCAGCGUGAAAUGGCAAUGGUCAUCGAGCUACUGAAGAACCGCGAAGUUGUGGAAAAGGAGUUCCGCAGUCCCAACCUUCCUCCUGGCAACAACCCACAGGCGAGAUAAGCACACUUUGUACGACCAUAUUGACCAGGACGCCGUGGAUGUCGUAGACCGCGCAAUGAGGGAGUGCUUGGACGAGCUGCGCGAGCUCGCCGAGGCCGACAGGGAUUUGUGUGCGGCUGCGUUGAGCGGCAUCGCGGGUAUUGAGAUUCCUGCUGCCGAGGAUAUCAGCGUUACAUGGGCAGGUGUCCAGGAUAUCGGCGGCUGGUGGAGGAGUCGCAGGCGGUGGUCGAUGAGAUUGCGCAGGAUUCGCGGUCCAUGGACCGCCACUGCGACCAGCUGCGGGAGACCGUGCGGGAGCUCGAGGCAGAGGGCGGCGUGCUGAGCAUUGCCGACUACAACGUGCUCCUGCGCGACACCAAUGAGAUACCAGCGAUCAUCGAGGACAUGCGAGAGUGCCUUGGCCAGGUGCAGCGGCGGUCGGAGGAGACUUAUGUGAGAUACUUGCAGUACUCGGCGUUUUACGCGGACAGUCGCGGGCAGUUCGACGCUAUUGCAGGCGUGUCUGGGAUUGUCAGUCGGUAUGUUGAGGCGGCAGCGGAUGCUCAGGUGCGGUUUGAGCGGCUGCUGGUGAUGGCCGACGGGUUUUUGUCGGAUAUGUGGGGGUUGGUCUCUUGGUACCGCAAUUUCCACAGCUCCUACGAUGGUCUGAUUGUCGAGGUACAGAGGCGCAGGCAUGUGCAGAAGGAGAUGCAUGCUGUGGUUGAGGACAUGCGCAGUCGGCUGGAGGCCAUGUAUAUGGAGAGGUGCGUGAGAGGGCGAGGUUCGUUGAUAGGUCCGGGAUGUACCUGCCCAGCGACCUGUGUCCGUUUAUCCAGGACCCGCCAGUUAUGUUUGUUGUUGAGGAGGAUGGGGUUGCUGAGCGACUUGCAUCGGUGCAGUCUCAUGAAACCAGGCCGCAAUUGAGCAACAAUGUCUGCAGCAAAAGGAGUGUUGCGUUCGGUGA